Molecule: messenger RNA, 618 nt
Organism: Xylaria bambusicola
Lineage: Eukaryota; Fungi; Ascomycota; Sordariomycetes; Xylariales; Xylariaceae
Exons: 1
Coding region: 1-618 (205 amino acids)
Source: RefSeq, a predicted model, not a curated record
AUGCCCGUCCGUUCGAUUGCCAAGUGUGCCACUGGAUCGCGAGCUUGCAAAAGUUAUCAACUCGCUUCUGCCGUUACCGACCCGUUGUUGACCCGUUGCAGGCCCCAUCGACCACCGUGCCCGCCAAUCACAGCCGCCCAGACAGCGCCGAGAGGCAAGGUCCGAGGCCUGGUCCGAGGCCUGUCUGGCCUGGCGCCGCGGGGCCCACAUCCCAGCUCUCAACAUAUUGCCAUCUUCAAAAUUCCCGUUACCUGCCGUUACCCACUCAGUGCUAGGGUCAGGUCUCAGGUACAGCACCCCCAUCUUCACAGACUUUGCGGCGACCAACACAGAUACGUAGCACGACCGCCCACGCACAUCGUCGUCGUCGUCGUCGUCGUCCUUGUUGUUGUCGUCGUUGUCUUUGGGGUUGUGUGCUGUGUCGAAAGCGUUGCCUCCCGAUCCCUCGCCUUCCUCUUCCCGUACUAUCUCUCAUCGACCGCCAGAGAGACCAAACCCGCAUUGCCGCCCAUCACCAUCUCGAAAUCCUCGCAGCGCAGAUUUGACCUUCUCUCUAUCUUCCCCCCCAAGGCGAUAUCCCAACAAGCACACGACAUUACACCUAGCCCUCGUCGCUAG